UUUCGAAAAAAGUUUUAGCACUGACAUUAUUAGAGUUAUUUCAUCAACAAGUGAAGCGACAAUUAUUGUCGAUUGAUAAUUAAUAUAAUUAUUAUAUUAAUGAUAUAAUAUUGUCCUGAUUUCAUAAUGUCGAUUGUUGUUCUAUUUACAAUCGUAUUUUUGGUUUCGUUUACACUUUCAAUACACGCUCAACUUUACCAGUCAAACUAUGGACAGUAUCAGGAUCAGGGAAUUCCAUUUAGAGAAAAUAGUGUUACAGGUAAUCGGCCUAUAUUGCGUGAGUACGAUUUUAUUGUGAUCGGAGCUGGUGCUGGAGGCUGUGUGGUGGCAAAUCGUUUAUCCGAACAACCAAACUGGUCAGUACUGUUAUUGGAAGCAGGACCGGAUGAGACUUUAUACACAGAUAUACCAGGAGCGACAGAACUACUGCAAAAAACAAAUUAUGACUGGGGCUACACCUCUGAACCCGUUAAAAACGGUUGUUUAGGUUAUAAGAAUAAGCGAUGUCCUUGGCCAAAAGGAAAAGGCAUGGGUGGAUCGUCUACAAUAAACGCAUUGCUCUACACGCGGGGAGUAAAGGAAGAUUAUGAUACAAUCGCGGCACAAGGAAACUCUGGUUGGGCUUACAAAGACGUAUUGCCAUAUUUUUUAAAGUCUGAAAACAAUUCUAUACCAGAAUAUCAAAACUCACCCUUUUCACAAAAAGGAAAUGUACACGUCGAACGAGCACCUUAUCGUUCACCAAUUGUUGACAUGUUUAUUGAAGCCGGAGUUGAGUUGGGAUUACAAAAAGAUAUCGAUUAUACAAUCAAUCAAGAAUAUGGCGGAAUAUCACGUUCUCAAAUUACAACAAUAAAUGGACGCCGAGUAAGUGCAUCGAAAGCCUAUAUACAUCCGGCUAAAGAUCGUCAAAACCUGCAUGUAGCAAUAUUCAGUCAAGUAACAAGAAUACUCAUUGAUCCAAAAACUAAAAAAACAUUAGGGGUGGAAUUUAUUAAAAAGGGACAAAUUAGAACAGUAUAUUCUAAAAAAGAAGUGAUUUUAUCUUCUGGGCCAAUAAAUUCACCACAAUUACUAAUGUUAUCAGGAAUUGGACCUAAAGAGCACUUAAAGCAUCAUGGUAUACGAGUUAUUCAAGAUUUACCAGUCGGACAGAAUUUACACGAACACUAUGGAUUAAUCGGUAUAAUUACAUUUUAUUAAACAUAUAUCCCUUUUUGAGUUUAAAAAUUGUUUAUUAAAAUAUUAAAUGAAUUGUA
Molecule: messenger RNA, 1259 nt
Organism: Acyrthosiphon pisum (pea aphid)
Lineage: Eukaryota; Metazoa; Arthropoda; Insecta; Hemiptera; Aphididae
Product: glucose dehydrogenase [FAD, quinone]
Molecular function (GO): flavin adenine dinucleotide binding; oxidoreductase activity, acting on CH-OH group of donors
Source: RefSeq, a predicted model, not a curated record